AUGAGUUAACAAUAACAAAAUUUAAGCACAAUCAAUGUGAGAGAUCUGAACUUCUGCCCUUAUGAAGUCUUAGGCUUGAAACCACUUACUCCAACAAACAAAGAUGUCAGCUCAGCUUUCCGUAAGAUGUCUCUGAUUUGGCAUCCAGAUAGAAACAAGGCUGCCAAUGCAAGAGACAAGUUUGAGCAAAUUAAGGCAGCCUCCUUAAUUCUUCUCUCAGAAACAGACAGAAAGAACUAUGAUGCUCUUUAUAAAGUGAGGCAAGAGGCUAAGGAGAGAAUGGAGCGUCAGGGUGCUGAUAGGAAAAAGAUAAUUGAAGAACUACUUCGAAGAGAAAAAGAGUACCAGGAUUAACUUAGAGGAAGAAUGGGAUCAGAUGGAUCGUUCUCAACAACAGAUGAAAGCUAUCGCAAGGCUGAAAGUGAAAUGGAGAAACUUAUAAGAGAAGUCAAGCUGUAGGAGCAAGAGGAAAGGAAAGAUGAGAAGUAAAAGAAGAGAUAGGAUCAUAUAUCUGAGCACUAUGAUCAGACUACAAUCAAAAUCAAGAUGAAGGCAUAAACUUAAGAGUCUGAGAUAGCUAUGAGUGAAGACUCUGUGCGUAGUAUAAUGUCAGAGUAUGGUACUCUCGAUGGCAUAAUUAUUGAUAAAGAAGGCAGGGUAGCUUUUGCCAUGUUCAAGUAUAGAGACCAUGCUUUAAAAGUAAUUUAAAAUAAGGAUAACAAUACAACUCUUAAUGGCUAUAAAUUGAGGUUAUAUAGUACAUCUAAGGCUCAAGAUAGAGAGGAGAGGAAGAAGAAAAAGUUCAUGCGAGUAGAUCCAAUAGAAAGACUCAAAGCCAAGUACCUAUCAACUAACAAUGGUGGGUUUUCAUUCCCAAGUGGCUCUUAUAAAGUAGCACCUGCUAAAUCUUUGGAGGAAUUAGAAUCAGAAGUGUUUGAAAAGAUUAAAUAAAGAAAAAGGAAUAGAUAAUUACUGCAGCAGUAGGCUUAAUGA
Molecule: messenger RNA, 993 nt
Organism: Stylonychia lemnae
Lineage: Eukaryota; Ciliophora; Spirotrichea; Sporadotrichida; Oxytrichidae
Source: the annotation of a GenBank genome assembly